AUGCGGCAGCAUAAAGUGCAAGGACAAAGAAAUUUGCAUCCGUAUUUAGAUACAUUCAAAAUGUUGUGUGGUGGGAAAAAAUCUUACUUUGCUGCUGCUGUGUGCAUUAUUACUCUAACUUCAGUGGUGACGCUUUCUUAUCUUAGGUUGCAGAGACUUUCUCACUUACCAAAAAUAAUUCAAGAAGGUAGCAGAUGUAGAGGGAAAAUUACCAAUAGCACAAUAACAGCAUUAAAAGGUAACAGAACUUUUAUUAUAUCCCCAUACUUUGAUGACAGAGAAAGCAAAGUCACUCGUGUGAUUGGGAUUGUUCACCAUGAAGAUGUAAAACAACUAUACUGCUUGUUCUGCUGUCAGCCCAACAGAAGGAUAUAUGUAUCAAAAGCAAAAAUUGAUGUUCACUCAGAUAGAUUUGGAUUCCCUUAUGGUGCAGCAGAUAUAGUUUGUGUGGAACCAGAAAACUGCGAUCCAACACAUGUAUCAAUUCAUCAGUCUCCACAUGGAAAUAUUGACCAGCUGCCAAGGUUUGAAAUUAAAAACCGCAAGGCUGAGACCUUUUCUGCUGACUUCACUGUAUGCAUCUCUGCCAUGUUUGGAAAUUACAACAACGUCUUGCAGUUUAUACAGAGUAUGGAAAUGUACAAGAUUCUUGGGGUACAGAAAGUGGUGAUCUAUAAGAACAACUGCAGCCAUUUGAUGGAGAAAGUCCUCAGGUUUUAUAUGGAAGAAGGAACGGUAGAGAUAAUUCCCUGGCCAAUAAACUCACACCUCAAGGUUUCUUCUAAAUGGCACUUCAUGCAAGAUGGAACACACAUUGGCUACUAUGGACAAAUCACAGCCCUAAAUGACUGUAUAUACCGUAACAUGCAGAGGAGCAAGUUUGUGGUUCUUAGUGAUGCUGACGAAAUAAUUCUUCCCCUUAAGCACCCAGACUGGAAAACAAUGAUGAGCAGUCUUCAGGAGCAAAACCCAGGGACUGGUGUUUUCCUCUUUGAGAACCAUAUCUUCCCAGAAACAGUAACUACUCACACAUUCAACAUUUCGUCCUGGAAUACUGUGCCAGGUGUGAACAUAUUACAGCAUAUUCACAGAGAGCCUGACAGGAAAGAUGUAAUCAAUCCCAAGAAAAUGAUAAUUGAUCCACGAAAGGUGAUUCAGACUUCAGUCCACUCUGUCCUUCGUGCUUAUGGGAACAGUGUAAAUGUUCCUAUGGAUGUUGCCCUCAUUUAUCACUGUCGAGUGCCCCUUCAAGGAAACCUUCCCAGAGAAUCCCUUAUCAGGGAUACAACACUGUGGAGAUACAACUCAUCAUUAAUCAUCAAUGUUAACAAGGUGCUGUAUCAAAUCCUACUGUAAGCUCAAAAGUGAAACCUGGGUUAUAAGGAGGGAAAGUGGAAAGCUGCCCCUAACGUGGGGAGGCAGAGGAUACCAUUUAAAGAUCACAUUAAAAUCACUUCCACAUGAAGUUUACAUCACAGAUAUUUAGGAGAACAACCCUUUUAUGUACUGUACAAAGGUAAAUGCAU
Molecule: messenger RNA, 1526 nt
Organism: Tauraco erythrolophus (red-crested turaco)
Lineage: Eukaryota; Metazoa; Chordata; Aves; Musophagiformes; Musophagidae
Cellular component (GO): cytoplasm
Molecular function (GO): glycosyltransferase activity
Source: RefSeq, a predicted model, not a curated record